Pocillopora verrucosa is the source of this 3033-nucleotide messenger RNA. The record is from RefSeq and is a predicted model, not a curated record. NCBI's taxonomy places the organism in Eukaryota, Metazoa, Cnidaria, Anthozoa, Scleractinia, Pocilloporidae.
AUGUCUCUUAAUCUAUUGGGGAAUAGCUGUUAUGAAGUAAGCAUCGUGCCACCACAGACUUCUCUGAAGGGUGGAGGACCUUGCUGGUUCACUUUUAAACCUGACCUACCCUCAGACGUUACUACUGGAACUGCUAAGUUUGCUGAUCUAGGCUUUGUUGAUUUGAAUGGAGUUAAACACAAGACUAACUGUCUCGUUGGAGUAGGAAUUCCUCCUGCUGAGGAAGAAGGUUUGGUCACUGUAAAAGUGCACGGAAAAAGUGACAAGACUGGCAAAUCGAGUGAUCUUGGGGAGACAAAAUUGUACUAUUUUGAUGAACGCAAAAAGGCUCUCAAGCAAAUAGUCCAAGAUGAAGAGCAGUAUCACUCCUUUUUCGAAGAAUGGAAUGCUGCUUGUAAAGGGCACCUCACUGAUGGCAGCCAAAAAGAGACGAAGUCCUCUAAUUCAGGGUGCAUGAAUUCAGGGAAUCCUUUACAUUCACUUCAAGGCUUACUGUUGUUGGUGUAUGCAGCAGCAGAAACUGAUGCUCGGCAGUUCAUUGAGUUAGUCCUCAAUUCGUCGGCUGGCAAAGUGGUCUUCAACGCCUACAGGUGUACCUCUCCAUUACCAGAGGAUGUUGCGAGAGCAUUUGGCCACGAAGAUACCGCGCAGUACCUUGAGUCCAUAAGUAAAAGAUUGUCUCAAGAUUUGAGCGCCAGUGAAGAACACUUAAAAGCAAGUCAUGUAUUAGAGCUUACUGAUGCAGUCAGAAAUCAAUCAACGUUUUACAAUAACCUGGGUCUUGUACACCGUCAGCUGGGAGACCUUAAUCAGGCAAAAGAUUAUCACGAUCGUGCAUUGGCUAUUAUGCUGAAAAAGCUCGGACCUGACCAUGCUGAUGUCGCAGCGUCUUAUAGUUAUCUGGGUCUUGUACACCAGGAGCUAGGAGAAUUUAAUCAGGCAAAAGAUUAUCACGAUCGUGCACUGGCUAUUAUGCUGAAUAAGCUCGGACCUGACCAUGUUAAUGUCGCAGCCUCUUACAAUGAUCUGGGUCUUGUACUCCGUAAGCUGGGAGACCUUAAUAAGGCAAAAGAUUAUCACGAUCAUGCAUUGGCUAUUAUGCUGAAAAAGCUCGGCCCUGACCAUGUUAAUAUCGCAGCGUCUUACAGUUUUCUGGGUCAUGUACUCCGUCAGCUGGGAGACCUUAAUCAAGCAAAAGAUUAUCACCAUCGUGCACUGGCUAUUAUGCUGAAUAAGCUCGAACCUGACCAUGUUUAUGUGGCAACCUCUUACAGUUAUCUGGGUCUUGUACACCGUCAGCUGGGAGACCUUACACAGUCAAAAGAUUAUCACGAUCGUGCACUGGCUAUUAUGCUGAAAAAGCUCGGACCUGACCAUGUUUAUGUCGCAGCGUCUUACAGUUAUCUGGGUCAUGUACACCGUCAGCUGGGAGACUUUAAUCAGGCAAAAGAUUAUCACGAUCGUGCAUUGGCUAUUAUGCUGAACAAGCUCGGACCUGACCAUGUUAAUGUCGCAACCUCUUACAAUGAUCUUGGUCUUGUACACCGUAAGCUGGGAGAGCUUAAUCUGGCAAAAGAUCAUCACGGUCGUGCGUUGGCUAUUAUGCUGAAAAAGCUCGGACCUGACCAUUUUGAUGUCGCAGCGUCUUACAGUUAUCUGGGUCUUGUAUACCGUCAGCUGGGAGACCUUAAUCAGGCAAAAGAUUAUCACGAUCGUGCACUCGCUAUUAUGCUGAAGAAGCUCGGCCCUGAGCAUGUUAAUGUUGCAGCGUCUUACCAGGCUUUGGGUCAUGUACACCGUCAGCUGGGAGACCUUAAUCAGGCAAAAGAUUAUCACGAUCGUGCACUGGAUAUUCUGCUGAAAAAGUUCGGCCAUGAGCAUGUUAAUGUUGCAGCGUCUUACAAUGAUCUGGGUCUUGUACACCGUCAGCUGGGAGACCUUAAUAAGGCAAAAGUUUAUCACGAUCGUGCACUGGCUAUUCUGCUGAAAAAGCUCGGACCUGACCAUGUUAAUGUUGCAGCGUCUUACAAUGAUCUGGGUCUUGUACACCGGCAGCUGGGAGACCUUAAUAAGGCAAAAGAUUAUCACGAUUGUGCACUGGAUAUUCUGCUGAAAGAGCUCGGACCUGACCAUGUCGAUGUUGCAGCGUCUUACAAUGAUCUGGGUCUUGUACACCGUCAGCUGGGGGACCUUACUCAGGCAAAAGAUUAUUACGAGGGAGCACUGUCUAUUAUGCUAAAAAAGCUUGGCCCUGAGCAGGUUAAUGUUGCAACGACUUACAAGGCUUUGGGUCUUGUACACUGUGAGCUGGGAGACCUUAAUCAGGCAAAAGAUUAUCACGAUCGUGCACUGGCUAUUAUGCUGAAAAAGUGCGGCCCUGAGCAUGUUAAUGUUGCAGCGUCUUACAAUGAUCUGGGUGUUGUACACCGUCAGCUGGGAGACCUUAAUCAGGCAAAAGAUUAUCACGAUCGUGCACUGGCUAUUCUGCUGGAAAAACUCGGCCCUGACCAUGUUGAUGUUGUUGCGUCUUACAAUGAUCUGGGUCUUGUACACUGUCAGCUUGGAGACCUUAAUAAGGCAAAAGAUUAUUACGAGGGAGCACUGGCUAUUCUGCUAAAAAAGCUCGGACCUGACCAUGUUAAUGUUGCAGCGUCUUACAAUGAUCUGGGUCUUGUACACCGUCAGCUGGGAGACCUUACUCAGGCAAAAGAUUAUUACGAGAGAGCACUGGCUAUUAUGCUAAAAAAGCUCGGCCCUGAGCAUGUUAAUGUUGCAACGACUUACAAGGCUUUGGGUCUUGUACACUGUGAGCUAAGAGACCUUAAUAAGGCAAAAGAUUAUCACGAUCGUGCACUGGCUAUUCUGCCGAAAAAGCGCGGCCUUGAGAAUGUUAAUAUUGCCGCGUCUUACAAUGAUCUGGGUCUGGUACACCGUCAGCUGGGAGACCUAACUCAGGCGAAAGACUUUCACGAGGGAGCACCCCCACAUAGCCCUGGACGUGUCCGUAAUAAGUGGGAAUGUUCGUUAUUUUAA